Messenger RNA from Drepanopeziza brunnea f. sp. 'multigermtubi' MB_m1, 234 nucleotides. The record is from RefSeq and is a predicted model, not a curated record. Lineage: Eukaryota; Fungi; Ascomycota; Leotiomycetes; Helotiales; Drepanopezizaceae.
AUGGCGAAACGCAAGUACGCACUCGAUGCGCUGUCUUUGAUCUUCAGUUGUAAGGCAAUCCCGCGUCUAAUCCGCACCCGCCUCACCCGGAUUUCAAAUUCAACCGUGGCUUCAAUAGAAUCUUGGGAGGCUUCGAAGAAGCGUGCUAUAGAUACACCAAGGAAUAAGGGACUCCAGACGGGAUCAUACCUUAAAAUUCUUUCGAAAGCGCAUUACGCUAUUUUAAAGUCUUAG